Messenger RNA from Mandrillus leucophaeus (drill), 5613 nucleotides. RefSeq names its product proprotein convertase subtilisin/kexin type 5 (gene PCSK5). Gene Ontology annotation, molecular function: serine-type endopeptidase activity. Gene Ontology annotation, cellular component: trans-Golgi network; Golgi membrane. The record is from RefSeq and is a predicted model, not a curated record. Lineage: Eukaryota; Metazoa; Chordata; Mammalia; Primates; Cercopithecidae. The coding region runs from base 1 to 5613 and encodes 1870 amino acids. The transcript is spliced from 38 exons. Gene Ontology annotation, biological process: protein processing.
AUGCAGAGCAGGAGCUGCUGCCAUUGCCACUCAGAAUCCCCGCGCGCUGCUCAGAGCCGGAGGGAGCGCUGGGAGCGAGCAAGCGAGCGCUCGGAGCCCGAACGUGCGGAGGGAAGAAGGAGGGCGGGCGAGGGAGGCUCGGGGAGGGAGGAGCGCGGGGGGGAGGAGGAGGCAGAGGAGGAGGUGGAGGAGGAGGAGGAGGAGGACCGCGCUGCCGGCGGAAUGGGAAGCUGCUGCCCGGGACGUUUGGACCUGCUGUGCGUGCUGGCGCUGCUCGGGGGCUGCCUGCUCCCCGUGUGCCGGACGCGCGUCUACACAAACCACUGGGCAGUCAAAAUCGCCGGGGGCUUCCCGGAGGCCAACCGUAUCGCCAGCAAGUACGGAUUCAUCAACAUAGGACAGAUAGGGGCCCUGAAGGACUACUACCACUUCUACCAUAGCAGGACGAUUAAAAGGUCAGUUAUCUCAAGCAGAGGGACCCACAGUUUCAUUUCAAUGGAGCCAAAGGUGGAAUGGAUCCAACAGCAAGUGGUAAAAAAGCGGACAAAGAGGGAUUAUGACUUCAGUCGUGCCCAGUCUACCUAUUUCAAUGAUCCCAAGUGGCCCAGCAUGUGGUAUAUGCACUGCAGUGACAAUACGCAUCCCUGCCAGUCUGACAUGAAUAUCGAAGGAGCCUGGAAGAGAGGCUACACGGGAAAGAACAUUGUGGUCACUAUUCUGGAUGACGGAAUUGAGAGAACCCAUCCAGAUCUGAUGCAAAACUACGAUGCUCUGGCAAGUUGCGACGUGAAUGGGAAUGACUUGGACCCCAUGCCUCGUUAUGAUGCAAGCAACGAGAACAAGCAUGGGACUCGCUGUGCUGGAGAAGUGGCAGCCGCUGCAAACAAUUCGCACUGCACAGUCGGAAUUGCUUUCAACGCCAAGAUCGGAGGAGUGCGAAUGCUGGACGGAGAUGUCACGGACAUGGUUGAAGCAAAAUCAGUUAGCUUCAACCCCCAGCACGUGCACAUUUACAGCGCCAGCUGGGGCCCGGAUGAUGAUGGCAAGACUGUGGAUGGACCAGCCCCCCUCACCCGGCAAGCCUUUGAAAACGGCGUUAGAAUGGGGCGGAGAGGCCUCGGCUCUGUGUUCGUUUGGGCAUCUGGAAAUGGCGGAAGGAGCAAAGACCACUGCUCCUGUGAUGGCUACACCAACAGCAUCUACACCAUCUCCAUCAGCAGCACUGCAGAAAGCGGGAAGAAACCUUGGUACCUGGAAGAGUGCUCAUCCACGCUGGCCACAACCUACAGCAGCGGGGAGUCCUACGAUAAGAAAAUCAUCACUACAGAUCUGAGGCAGCGUUGCACGGACAACCACACUGGGACGUCGGCCUCAGCCCCCAUGGCUGCAGGCAUCAUUGCACUGGCCCUGGAAGCCAAUCCGUUUCUGACCUGGAGAGACGUACAGCAUGUUAUUGUCAGGACUUCCCGUGCGGGACAUUUGAACGCUAAUGACUGGAAAACCAAUGCUGCUGGUUUUAAGGUGAGCCAUCUAUAUGGAUUUGGACUGAUGGAUGCAGAAGCCAUGGUGAUGGAGGCAGAGAAGUGGACCACCGUUCCCCGGCAGCAUGUGUGUGUGGAGAGCACAGACCGACAAAUCAAGACAAUCCGCCCUAACAGUGCAGUGCGCUCCAUCUACAAAGCUUCGGGCUGCUCGGAUAACCCCAGCCGCCAUGUCAACUACCUGGAGCAUGUCGUUGUGCGCAUCACCAUCACCCACCCCAGGAGAGGAGACCUGGCCAUCUACCUGACUUCGCCCUCGGGAACUAGGUCUCAACUUUUGGCCAACAGGCUAUUUGAUCACUCCAUGGAAGGAUUUAAAAACUGGGAGUUCAUGACCAUUCAUUGCUGGGGGGAAAGAGCUGCUGGUGACUGGGUCCUUGAAGUUUAUGAUACUCCCUCUCAGCUAAGGAACUUUAAGACUCCAGGUAAAUUGAAAGAAUGGUCUUUGGUCCUCUAUGGCACCUCCGUGCAGCCAUAUUCACCAACCAAUGAGUUUCCUAAAGUGGAACGGUUCCGCUAUAGCCGAGUUGAAGACCCCACAGACGACUAUGGCACAGAGGAUUAUGCAGGUCCCUGCGACCCUGAGUGCAGUGAGGUUGGCUGUGACGGGCCAGGACCAGACCACUGCAAUGACUGUUUGCACUACUACUACAAGCUGAAAAACAAUACCAGGAUCUGUGUCUCCAGCUGCCCCCCUGGCCACUACCACGCCGACAAGAAGCGCUGCAGGAAGUGUGCUCCCAACUGUGAGUCCUGCUUUGGGAGCCAUGGUGACCAGUGCCUGUCCUGCAAAUAUGGAUACUUUCUGAAUGAAGAAACCAACAGCUGUGUUACUCACUGCCCCGAUGGGUCAUAUCAGGAUACCAAAAAAAAUCUUUGCCGGAAAUGCAGUGAAAACUGCAAGACAUGUACUGAAUUCCAUAACUGUACAGAAUGUAGGGAUGGGUUAAGCCUGCAGGGAUCCCGGUGUUCUGUCUCCUGUGAAGACGGACAGUACUUCAAUGGCCAGGACUGCCAGCCCUGCCACCGCUUCUGCGCCACUUGUGCUGGGGCAGGAGCUGAUGGGUGCAUUAGCUGCACAGAGGGCUACUUCAUGGAGGAUGGGAGAUGCGUGCAGAGCUGUAGUAUCAGCUAUUACUUUGACCACUCUUCAGAGAAUGGAUACAAAUCCUGCAAAAAAUGUGAUACCAGUUGUUUGACGUGCAAUGGCCCAGGAUUCAAGAACUGUACAAGCUGCCCCAGUGGGUAUCUCUUAGACUUAGGAAUGUGUCAAAUGGGAGCCAUUUGCAAGGAUGGAGAAUACGUUGAUGACCAUGGCCACUGCCAGACCUGUGAGGCCUCAUGUGCCAAGUGCCGGGGACCCACCCAGGAAGACUGCACUACCUGCCCCAUGACAAGGAUUCUUGAUGAUGGCCGCUGUGUUUCCAACUGUCCCUCACGGAAAUUUGAAUUUGAGAACCAAUGCCAUCCCUGCCACCACACCUGCCAGAGAUGCCAAGGAAGCGGCCCUACCCACUGCACCUCCUGUGAAGCAGACAACUAUGGCCGAGAGUACUUCCUAUACCAGGGAGAGUGUCGAGAGAGCUGCCCAGAGGGCCACUAUGCCACUGAAGGGAAUACCUGCCUGCCCUGCCCAGACAACUGUGAGCUUUGCCACAACAUGCACAUCUGCACAAGAUGCACAAGGGGCUACUUCAUAGCGCCCACCAACCACACGUGCCAGAAGUUGGAGUGUGGACAAGGUGAAGUCCAAGACCCAGACUAUGAAGAAUGUGUCCCUUGUGAAGAAGGAUGUCUGGGAUGCAGCUUGGAUGAUCCAGGAACAUGCACAUCUUGCGCUAUGGGGUAUUACAGGUUUGAUCAGCAUUGUUAUAAAACCUGUCCUGAGAAGACCUACAGUGAGGAACUGGAAUGCAAGGCAUGCGAUAGUAACUGUGGCAGCUGUGACCAGAAUGGGUGUUACUGGUGUGAAGAGGGCUUCUUUCUCUUGGGUGGCAGUUGUGUGAGGAAAUGUGGCCCUGGAUUCUAUGGUGACCAAGAAAUGGGAGAAUGUGAGCCCUGCCACCGAGAGUGUGAAACCUGCACAGGCCCUGGUCAUGACGAGUGCAGCAGCUGCCAGGAAGGACUGCAGCCGCUGCGUGGGGUGUGCGUGCGUGCCACCCAGACCCAGGAGGAGGGCAAAUUCUGGAAUGAUACUUUGAGAAAAUCCCAGCCUUGUCAUUCUUCUUGUAAAACCUGCAAUGGAUCUGCAACUCUGUGCACUUCAUGUCCCAAAGAUGCAUAUCUUCUGGCUCAGGCCUGUGUUUCCUCCUGUCCCCAAGGCACAUGGCCUUCCGUAAGGAGCAGGAGCUGCGAGAACUGUUCGGAGGCCUGUGCCGUCUGCUCUGGAGCCGAUCUUUGCAAAAAGUGCCGGAUGCAGCUGGACCUCCCUCUCUUCCUCCAUGAAGGCAGGUGCUACUCCAAGUGCCCGGAGGGCUCUUACGCAGAAGAUGGCGUAUGUCAACGUUGUAGCUCUCCUUGCAGAACGUGUGAAGGAAACACCACCAACUGCCAUUCUUGUGAAGGAGGCCUCGUCCUGCACCACGGAGUGUGCCAGGAAACCUGCCCCGAGAGGCACGUGGCUGUGGAGGGGGUGUGCAAGCCUUGUCCAGAGAUGUGUCAGGACUGCAUCCAUGAGAAAACAUGCAAAGAGUGCAUGCCUGAGUUCUUCCUGCAUGAUGAUAUGUGCCACCAGUCCUGUCCCCGUGAUUGUCACAAGUCCUGCUUGACCUGCUCAUCGUCUGGGACCUGCACCGCCUGUCAGAAAGGCCUGAGGAUGAACCCUCAUGGGAGCUGCCUGGCCAACAAGAAAUGUGCCCCCUCCGAGUACUGGGAUGAGGAUGCUCCCGGGUGCAAGCCCUGCCACACUAAGUGCUUCCACUGCACGGGGCCGGCGGAGGACCAGUGUCAAACAUGCCCCAGGGUCAGCCUUCUUCUCAACACAACCUGUGUGAAGGACUGCCCAGAGGGCUAUUAUGCUGAUGAGGACAGCCACCAGUGUGCCCGCUGCCACAGCUCUUGCAGGACAUGUGAAGGGAGACACAGCAGGCAGUGCCACUCCUGCCGACCAGGCUGGUUCCAGCUGGGAAAAGAGUGCCUGCUCCAGUGCAGGGAAGGGUAUUACGCAGACAACUCCACCGGCCGGUGUGAGAGGUGCCACAGGAUCUGCAAGGGGUGCCGGGGCCCACGGCCCACAGACUGCCUGUCUUGCGAUAGAUUUUUCUUUCUGCUCCGCUCCAAAGGAGAGUGUCAUCCCUCCUGCCCAGACCAUUACUAUGUAGAGCAAAGCACACAGACCUGUGAGAGAUGCCAUCCGACUUGUGAUCAAUGCAAAGGAAAAGGAGCGUUGAAUUGCUUAUCCUGUGUGUGGAGUUACCACCUCAUGGGAGGGAUCUGCACCUCGGACUGUCUUGUUGGGGAAUACAGAGUGGCAGAGGGAGAGAAGUUUAACUGUGAAAAAUGCCACGAGAGCUGCAUGGAAUGCAAGGGACCAGGGGCCAAGAACUGCACCUUGUGCCCCGCCAACCUGGUGCUGCACGUGGACGACAGCCGCUGCCUCCACUGCUGCAACACCUCCGAUCCCACCAGUGCCCAGGAGUGCUGUGACUGCCAGGACACCACGGAAGAGUGCAUCCUUCGAACAAGCAAGGUUAGGCCUGCAGCUGAGCACUUCAAGACAGCUCUAUUCAUCACCUCCUCCGUGAUGCUGGCGCUUCUGCUCGGGGCAGCUGUGGUCGUGUGGAAGAAAUCUCGCGGCCGAGUCCAGCCAGCAGCAAAGGCCGGCUAUGAAAAGCUGGCCGACCCCAACAAGUCUUACUCCUCCUAUAAGAGCAGCUAUGGAGAGAGCACCAGCUUUGAAGAGGAUCAGGUGAUUGAGUACAGGGAUCGGGACUAUGAUGAGGAUGACGAUGAUGACAUCGUCUACAUGGGCCAGGAUGGCACAGUCUACCGGAAAUUUAAGUAUGGGCUGCUGGAUGACGAUGACGAAGAUGAGCUGGAAUACGAUGACGAGAGUUACUCCUACUACCAGUAA